AUGUCGACCCACGAAGAGGAGCACGAGGCAAAGUUGUCGCCAGACAGCAUGAACCCAUCAAGACGUGUCAGUGAUGAAGAGAAAGCCCAGGAAUCUCCUCAGUCGUUUCUCGUGGAUUGGGAUGGCGACAAAGACCCCCUUGACCCGCGCACCUUCUCUACCGCGAGAAAAUGGUUCUACGUGACUGUAGUGGCUGUGGGUUCUCUCUUGGUUACUUGCACCUCUUCCCUGUACAGCUUGACCUAUGACCAGCUCAUGGCCAGAUUUGGUUGCUCUCUCGAAAUCUGCAACCUUGGGCUGUCGCUCUUCCUCAUCGGCCUGUCCCUGGGACCUCUUCUCUUCAGCCCAUUGUCAGAGUUCUACGGAAGGCGUCCAAUCUACAUUACCGCGAUCUUUUUCUUCCUUAUCUGGUUGAUCCCGUGCGCCGCUGCCCAGAACAUUCAGACUCUCCUUGUAGGGCGUUUCCUGAAUGGUCUUGCUGGAAGCGCAUUCCUUGCUGUCGCUGCCGGAACUGUCGUCGACAUGUUCGUCCCUGCGCAACUCCUGAUCCCUAUGACGGUCUUUACUGGAGCUCCUUUCGUGGGCCCGGCUCUUGGUCCCAUCAUGGGAGGUUUCAUAAACUCGUUCACAAAUUGGCGCUGGUGCUUCUAUGUCCAGAUCAUCUGGGCUGCCGUCGUCUUCCUCUGCGUCCUCAUCACUCCGGAGACAUUCCAUCCGGUUCUCCUCAGCAGGAAAGCAGCCAAGCUCCGCAAAGACACCGGCGACAAUAGAUACUACUCCGCCUCUGAGAAAGCACGUGCCGGAAAAACCCUCACUGGUGCCAUCUUGGAGUCCCUCUACGUCCCAUUCAAGCUCCUGUUCUUGGAUCCGAUGAUUGCCGUUCUCAGCACAUACACCGCCCUCCUGCAAGCGAUCCUAUACAUGUGUUUCUCCGCCUUCCCCUUGGUCUUCGGCAACAACCACGGCUUCAAUCUGUGGCAGAUCGGUCUGACCUUCCUCGGUCUGGCGGUGGGAAACGUGAUUGCUUGCUUUUGCAAUCCGCUCUGGCACAAGCAGUGGAUGGGAUCGAUCGCGAAAGAGAAGGCCAAGCACGGAGCAGACUACAAGCCUCAACCUGAGCUCAGACUCCCGCCUGCCAUAGUAGGAGGCCCAAUGCUAACCGCAGCAUUGUUCUGGUUCGCCUGGACGACUUACUCUUCAGUCCAUUGGAUCGUGCCCAUCAUUGCCACCGUAUUCUUCAGCACUUCCUUCUUUUUCCUCUUUCAGGGGAUCUGGACGUUCCUAGUUGCCGCGUACCCCAAGUAUGCCGCCAGUGUCAUGGCUGUCAAUACCACUACACGCUGUCUCGCCGCGGCGGCUUUCCCGCUGUUCACGGUUCAGAUGUAUAACAACCUCGACUACCAAUGGGCUUCGUCUUUGAUUGCUUUCUUGACCUUGGCAAUGGCGCCGUUCCCGUACGUGCCAUCAUACUCCGAGAUGUUCGGCGAAGCAGAUUGCUGA
Messenger RNA from Fonsecaea multimorphosa CBS 102226, 1500 nucleotides. RefSeq lists its product as uncharacterized. Gene Ontology annotation, biological process: transmembrane transport. The record is from RefSeq and is a predicted model, not a curated record. The transcript has 6 exons. NCBI's taxonomy places the organism in Eukaryota, Fungi, Ascomycota, Eurotiomycetes, Chaetothyriales, Herpotrichiellaceae. The coding region runs from base 1 to 1500 and encodes 499 amino acids. Gene Ontology annotation, molecular function: transmembrane transporter activity.